This is a messenger RNA of Neodiprion fabricii, 1030 nucleotides long. RefSeq lists its product as uncharacterized. The transcript has 3 exons. NCBI's taxonomy places the organism in Eukaryota, Metazoa, Arthropoda, Insecta, Hymenoptera, Diprionidae. The coding region runs from base 227 to 688 and encodes 153 amino acids. The record is from RefSeq and is a predicted model, not a curated record.
GUUCCGACCUGACCGUCUCCUCAUCGUCGGUCCGAAGAAUUCGGUACUUUAUUGUUAGUUCUCGGCGCGUUCUCCGAUAGUUCGAUCGUGUUCGCCACACCAGUUUCUCGCCUUCGGACAGUGUCUGUUCUCUGGACGGUGCGCAAUCGUCAUUCGACGCAAGGCGACGAGGUUAGUUAGUCAGUACAGUUAGUAGGCAUUGGGAUCUUGUACGGGAAUCAGCAAAAUGGCUGCAACAGGGAGUUCGAAAGGUUCGGUGCUCGAAAAAUUCGGUUUACAGCCGGUAACCAAAUGCAGCCUUGCCAAGUUCUACGUCCCGGCACUCGGUGCCAUUUCUUAUACCGGUCUGUCAAUCAACGUAAUGAAUCCACGUCUAAUCGUCAGAAUAUUCCCAACAACGGAUAUAACAAACCUGCUACUCGGUAGCACGUUUCUAGGCACCGGAUCCUACAUUUACACCAGGGAACACUUAAAAAAUGCUCCACCAGCAAACAAAAUUGCAUACAGCGCUGCUGGAGCUGUGCUGCUGAGUUUUGGGUCAGUUCUAGUGUGGUCUAUCCUACGCUCGAUCAUCCCACCAAAUUCUUCCCUUCACACUAUCGCUGGUAUCGGUUCUGGAAUUGCAUUUAUCAAGAUCGGAACCAGCUACCUGGAGUUUGUCGACUCGCAGGUGGUGGCUAAAAAGUAGGAAAACAUAGUAAAUAUGCUUUGAAACAUUGUCCAAAUAUGUCAUAGACACCGUAAUCGAACAAGACUAAUCAAUAAGUAAAACGGACAAACAGUACACUUGUUUAUCAUAUAUUUGAAAUAAAAUUAUAUGGAAUCUUGUAGAAAGUUUGAUAUAGAUAGUUUGGUAAAUGAUGCGAAUGAUCUUUUUAAUGGUUACAACGUUUCGCUGAAUCAUUUUUAAUUACAAACUAAAUUUAUUUCCUAAAAUGUUGACUAAUCAUUAUAUUACCCUGUCCCAUUCUCCAAUGUAUUAUAAUUACAUGUAUACUGAAUAUACUGAAUGCGUGACGGCAUAAAAUCA